AACAGCACGGACGGGGGCGCUGCGGCGGCGGCUCGCGCGGGCGCGCACGGCGGCCCCCGGGGCCUGGACGAUCGGCUGCUGCGGCUGGCGGGCCGGCUGGGCGGGAGCCUGGCGAGCUGCCGGGACCAGAUUAAAGGAUUUACCUGAAGACAAAGCCUUCUAUUCAUCAGAGACUGGACAAGAGUUACUCUUGCUUUUGGCAAUUAAAGAUGAUGUUGUCAUGGAAACAGCUGCUCCUGCUUUCAUUCAUUGGCUGCCUAGGAGGUGAGCUUCUCCUACAAGGCCCGGUAUUUGUCAAAGAACCCAGCAACAGCAUUUUCCCUGUUGGUUCAGAAGAUACAAAAAUAACUUUAAAUUGUGAAGCAAGAGGCAACCCAUCGCCUCAUUACAGAUGGCAACUGAAUGGCAGUAAUAUUGAUAUGAGUCUGGAACAUCGUUACAAGUUGAAUGGAGGAAAUCUUGUGGUUUUUAACCCCAACAGGAACUGGGAUACAGGAAGUUACCAAUGUUUUGCAACAAAUUCACUUGGGACGAUCGUUAGCAGAGAAGCUAAACUCCAGUUUGCCUAUCUUGAAAAUUUUAAAACCAAAAUGAGAAGUGCAGUGUCAGUGCGCGAAGGCCAGGGCGUCGUCCUUCUCUGCGGGCCCCCGCCACACUCAGGUGAACUAUCCUAUGCUUGGAUCUUCAAUGAAUAUCCAUCGUUUGUUGAAGAAGAUAGUCGGAGAUUUGUCUCUCAAGAGACAGGGCACCUCUACAUCGCUAAGGUGGAGCCCUCUGAUGUGGGGAAUUACACCUGCGUGGUGACCAACACAGUGACGCACGCCAGGGUGCUGGGCUCCCCGACGCCUCUGAUGCUGCGCUCUGACGGUGUGAUGGGUGAAUAUGAACCCAAAAUUGAAGUUCAGUUUCCAGAAACUCUUCCAGCAGCUAAAGGUUCAACUGUGAAAUUGGAAUGUUUUGCCCUUGGAAACCCUGUACCUCAGAUUAACUGGAGAAGAAGUGAUGGAAUGCCUUUCCCCAGCAAAAUCAAACUGAGGAAGUUCAAUGGUGUGCUUGAAAUCCCCAAUUUCCAGCAGGAAGAUGCUGGCUCCUAUGAAUGCAUUGCUGAGAAUUCUCGAGGCAAGAACGUGGCUAGAGGGCGUCUCACCUACUAUGCCAAACCUCAUUUGGUUCAGCUCAUAAAGGAUGUGGAGAUGGCUGUGGAGGACAGUCUUUACUGGGAAUGCCGAGCAAGUGGAAAGCCCAAGCCCUCCUACCGGUGGUUGAAGAACGGAGACACCCUGGUGCUGGAGGAGAGAAUACAGAUAGAAAAUGGUGCCCUUACAAUAUCAAACUUAAAUGUGACUGAUUCUGGCAUGUUCCAGUGUAUCGCAGAAAACAAACAUGGCCUCGUAUAUUCCAGUGCCGAACUCAAGGUUGUCGCCUCUGCUCCAGAUUUUUCAAAGAACCCAAUGAAGAAGUUGGUUCAGGCCCAGGUGGGCAGCCUGGUGAGCCUGGACUGUAAGCCCAGGGCCUCCCCCAGGGCGCUGUCUUUCUGGAAGAAGGGGGACACAGUGGUGCAAGAGCAAGAAAGAAUCUCUUUUUUAAAAGAUGGAGGACUCAAAAUAGAUAAUGUGACAAAGGCUGAUUCUGGAACCUAUACCUGCACAGCUGAAAACCAGUUUGGGAAAGCCAAUGGGACAACACACUUGGUUGUUACAGAACCAACUAGGAUAACAUUGGCGCCAUCCAGCAUGGAUGUUUCCGUGGGUGAAAGCGUCAUUUUGCCCUGCCAGGUGCAACAUGAUCCCCUGUUAGACAUCAUGUUCACCUGGUAUUUCAACGGGGUCCUCACGGAUUUUAAGAAAGAUGGAUCUCACUUUGAGAAAGUCGGAGGGAGUUCGUCAGGUGACCUAAUGAUCAGAAACAUCCAGCUGACACACAGUGGGAAGUACGUCUGCAUGGUGCACACGGGCGUGGACAGUGUCUCCUCUGCCGCCGAGCUCAUAGUGAGAGGUUCACCUGGACCACCAGGAAGUGUGAAGGUAGAAGAAAUCACUGACACCACAGCCCAGCUCUCUUGGAAAGAAGGCAUGGACAAUCACAGCCCAGUUAUCUCCUAUGCUAUCCAGGCCAGGACACCUUUCUCUGUGGGUUGGCAAACUGUGACAACAGUGCCUGAGAUCAUCGAUGGAAAUACACACACAGCUACUGUUGUGGAGUUAAACCCCUGGGUGGAAUACGAAUUUCGGGUUGUAGCCAGUAACAAAAUCGGAGGUGGAGAACCCAGUUUACCCUCAGAAAAAGUAAGAACUGAAGAGGCAGUUCCAGAAGUGCCUCCUUCUGAAGUCAGUGGAGGAGGCGGAAGCCGGUCUGAACUGGUGAUCACCUGGGAUCCAGUCCCCGAAGAGCUGCAAAACGGUGAAGGUUUUGGGUAUGUUGUUGCUUUCCGCCCUCUUGGGGUUACCAACUGGAUCCAGACAGUGGUGACAUCCCCUGACACCCCGAGAUAUGUCUUCAGGAACGAAAGCAUCAUCCCAUUUUCACCCUAUGAAGUCAAAGUGGGUGUCUAUAACAAUAGAGGUGAAGGCCCGUUUAGCCCCGUGACCACAGUGUUCUCUGCAGAAGAAGAGCCCACAAUAGCUCCCUCUCAAGUCUCUGCCCACAGCCUGUCCUCUUCAGAAAUCCAAGUGUCGUGGAGCACCAUUCCUUGGAAGUCGAGCAAUGGACAUUUACUUGGCUAUGAGGUGCGGUACUGGACCAAUGGGGAAGAGCAGGAAUCAUCAAGCAAGCUGAGAGUGGCCGGAAACGAGACCUCAGGCAGGCUGCGGGGCCUGAGGAGCAACCUUGUGUAUCAUGCAGCUGUCCGGGCUUACAACAGCGCGGGCACCGGCCCCUUCAGUGCCACGGUUAAUGCGACCACCAAGAAAACCCCUCCCACUCAGCCUCCAGGAAAUGUGGUUUGGAAUGCUACAGACACUAAAGUGUUACUUAAUUGGGAGCAAGUAAAGGCAAUGGAGAAUGAAUCAGAAGUAACAGGAUAUAAAGUGUUCUAUAGGACUAGCAGUCAAAAUAGCAUGCAAGUGCUGAACACAAACAAAACCUCGGCUGAACUUGUGCUGCCCUUUCAAGAGGACUACAUUAUUGAAGUCAAGGCCACCACGGAUGGAGGGGACGGCACCAGCAGCGAGCAGAUCAGGAUUCCACGAAUAACCAAUAUGGAUGCGAGAGGAUCCACAUCCGCCAUCUCCAAUGUCCACCCCGUGUCGAGUUACAUACCUGUGGUACUGUUUCUCCUUGUAAAUGCCCUGUGGUGAUAUUUAUUCUUUUUUAUUAUUUACUGGAAAGCUCAUUGGUUACCAUACUAAGUGCUCUCAAGAAGCACAGUGAUUA
This is a messenger RNA of Sciurus carolinensis (gray squirrel), 3372 nucleotides long. RefSeq names its product contactin 3 (gene Cntn3). Bases 210 to 3296 code for a protein of 1028 amino acids. The record is from RefSeq and is a predicted model, not a curated record. Lineage: Eukaryota; Metazoa; Chordata; Mammalia; Rodentia; Sciuridae. Gene Ontology annotation, biological process: brain development; cell-cell adhesion. The transcript has 23 exons. Gene Ontology annotation, molecular function: cell-cell adhesion mediator activity.